UCUCACAAAUGUUUGCGUGGUCUUUUGAUUACCGCCGUCGAUUUGUUGUUUUUUUUUGUUUGGAAUAUUUCUUGUCGUUUAGAAUUUAAUUCAUCAUUAUUAUUAUAAUAAUAAUUUACAAAAAAUUAUGUUAUAGCAUUUAUUAUCUGAAUCAAUCAAUCGAUGGUAGUGGUGGUGAAUAUUGAUAUCGUUUAAAUUAUAUUUUUAUUUGAUAAAACUCAACAUAGUCAUCGUAGUUUCUUUUUGAUUUGUGGAUCUUCUCAAACAAAAUAACAACAACAACAAAAAGAAUAAUUGAACAAUGAAUUUAGAACAUGAUGAUGGCCAUCAUGACGGAGGUCAUCAUAUGAAUGAUGAUGGUCCACAUAUUUAUCAUGGAAUCGAUAUAACCAAAGUGAACAUUAGUUCAUUACCGAAAAGUCAACAAGAACAUUUACUUAUGCAUGAAAAACAUCGGGGCCAUGAAUCAAUGCAUGCUAUCAUGUUACUGAUAUUGAUUGUAGCAAUGUUUAUUGCACAGAUCAUACUCAUCUAUUGGCGUAAAAAACAUUUUAAAUCAUAUCAAAAUGUUUCAAUGUUUGGAAUGUGGAUCAUACCAAUAUUUGUAUCAGCCUAUCAUCAUUAUUGGCGUUUCGUUAUCGUUUGGUUAUUCAUUUCAAUGAUGACAAUGUUAUUAAUAUUUCGACCAUUAUUCUAUAAGAAUCUAAACUCUAAUGGUUCAUCCAUUCCACGACAAGUAUAUCGUUGGUUCUUUUAUUUAUAUUCAAUAUCAUCAGUGAUUGCUGUUACUGGCUAUACGAUUAUAAUGUUAACAUUAUUGGGUGUCAAUAUUUUGUUGGGCAUAAAACCAAUGUAUACAUUAGAUAUUGGAAUAUUAUUAUUAUUCUAUGGUAUCUAUUAUGGUGUCCUAACAAGAGAUUUUACCGAUUUUCUUGUCGAUAUAUUAGCUGCAAAUAUUGGCUAUUAUUCACCAUCAUCAUCAUUGCCUAGUAAACAAUUAAAUUCAAAAACAUGUGCAAUAUGUGGCCGUCCACAUGGUGGUAUACAUCGUACAUCAAUGUCAAUCAAUAGUCAUCAUCAUGAUACAGAUCUUCGAUCAAGUCUGUUGGCACACGAUAUGGAUCCUUCUUUAUCCGAUCUAAAUAAUAUUAACUGUUUCAAUGGUAGUAAUAACAAUAAUUCAACAAUUGAUCCAUCAUUACAGGAAAAAACAUAUACAUUAACAUGUGGCCAUACAUACCAUCAAUAUUGUAUAUUUGGUUGGUGCUUAGUUGGUAAAAAACAACUAUGUCCAUUCUGUCGUGAAAAAGUUGAUCUCAACAAAUUAUUCUCAUCAUUACCAUUUCAGAAACCACAUUAUCUUUAUGGAAAUCUAUUGGAUUUCAUACGUUAUCUGAUUGCAUGGCAGCCACUUAUAUUGUUUGCCGUACAAGGUGUUAAUUAUGUUUUUGGUCUUGAAUAAUUAUAUAAUAAUAUAAUAUAUUUUAUAAACAGCAAAAUAUGUUCUGAUUAUUAACAACACAAACACAUACAUAUUUAAAACGAGACAAUUAUAUUUUGCCUAUAUGAAUUUAAAAUUAUACAAAAUCAUUAUUUUGAUUUGAA
Dermatophagoides farinae (American house dust mite) is the source of this 1605-nucleotide messenger RNA. RefSeq names its product E3 ubiquitin ligase Rnf121. Gene Ontology annotation, molecular function: ubiquitin protein ligase activity; metal ion binding. The record is from RefSeq and is a predicted model, not a curated record. Lineage: Eukaryota; Metazoa; Arthropoda; Arachnida; Sarcoptiformes; Pyroglyphidae. Gene Ontology annotation, cellular component: endoplasmic reticulum membrane; Golgi membrane. Gene Ontology annotation, biological process: ERAD pathway.